Messenger RNA from Saimiri boliviensis boliviensis (Bolivian squirrel monkey), 7300 nucleotides. It is a transcript of the gene AKT2, whose product is annotated as AKT serine/threonine kinase 2. Gene Ontology annotation, molecular function: protein serine/threonine kinase activity; ATP binding. The record is from RefSeq and is a predicted model, not a curated record. NCBI's taxonomy places the organism in Eukaryota, Metazoa, Chordata, Mammalia, Primates, Cebidae. Gene Ontology annotation, biological process: protein phosphorylation.
UGGAGACAGGCUUCUCACUAUGUUGCUGAGGCUGGUCUUGAACUCCUGGGCUCAAGCGAUCCUCCUACCUCAGUCUCCUGAGUAGCUGGGUCUACAGGUGCAUGCCACUGCCCCUGGUUCCCAGUCCACCACAGCUCUGGGAGUGGCGGGAAGGCUGUGCCUGGGCAGGGGGGCAGCAGAAAUGCCUGCAGGAGUCAGCAGUAGCUGUGCUUUGCAGGCCUGUGGGCCUGGGGGAGUGGUGAGGAUUGAUCCCGAGGGCAUUGUGGAACUGAGGAAAAGGUUUCACUCAUCCGCCACCAUUUACUGAGCACCUCCUAUGUGCCAGCAUUGCAUCAGUACUGGGAAUGCAACAGUGUACUUGUCAAAGUCUCCAUCCUCAUGGGGCUGAGGGACACCCACCUGAGACGUGAAUAAGCAAGGAGCUGGUAGAGGGGAGGUGCUAGGCAGCGAAUUCAAAUCAGGUGACGACUGGGUGCUUCUUUAGAUGCAGGUGGCCUCCGGGAGGGCCUGUGAGCUGAUCCCAGUUUGGCAAGGUGAGGCAGUCAUGUGGGGUGGGAGGAGAAGGAACAGCCCUCCAGGUGGAGGGAACCACAGUGCAAAGGUCUGAAGGGAGGACAGAGCUUGGUGAGGUGCAGGGACAAGCCUCACGGAGGCCUGUGUGGCUUGGCAGAGUGAGGAAGCAGGGAGGAGACCAGACCAGGGCUGUGGGCCUGGUAGGGCCUGUCACUGGGAGCCUUGUGGACUGUCUGAGAAGGAGCUUGGAGUUGCAGGAGGAGCAGCCUGGUCAGAUUUAGCGUGUUAGCCGGUGACACACGAGAGAGUCACAGGCUCCUGCCUGGGGAUGUGGGGAGAUUUGACUGAGCCGAGCGGGGUGUUUCACAGGCCUCCCACUUCCCCUCAAGUAGCAUCACUGCCUUGGAGCCAGCAAAGGCCCGAGGGUUGCCUCCCUCUCUGUGGUUUUCACACCGUGUUCCCUAGAGCCCGUGGCUGUUACUUUUAGGGACAGAGGCGAGGAGGCUCAGUGGGACGAUUUUUCUACCCGUCCCUCCCCACCCCAACCAACUGGACCAAUACUGAAUAGCAACGCAGAGCAGCAGUCCACAUCUGAUACAGACAGCACCCGCUGACCCUGCUUCCACUCCGCUGUGGGCCUGCAGGCCUGCACCAUUCCCGGUGCUCUUCUGGAAUUGGAAAGGCCAGGCCUUGUGACUGGCACCCAGCAGACGUGUCUCUGGUGGGCAUCAGGUGUGGUUGAUGUUAUGAAGGCAAAAUAAAUGAGGGCCAGGUGAGAGUGUGGCCCUGUUUCUCCACUGUAGCUGGGUGAUCAGGGAGGACCUCCCUGAGAAGGUGACUUGUGGGCAGGGACUGAUGGAGUGCUGUGAGGGAGCCAUGGGAAGAUCUGGGUGAAGACCCGUUAGACCCAGGAGGAUUCUUCUUUGAUUCCUGCUUUACGGUGGUGAGGCCUGGAGAGCCUCUAGCUUGUGCUGGGUCCCCCAACCAGGAAGUGUUGGGGACAGGCUAUGAAUCUGGGCCUCCAGAGAUUCCCCCAGCACAGCUCGGUAGCCCCUGGUGCGUGUGACUUCUGAUCCCACCCGUGGGCUCAUCCCUAAGGCUUAUCUUCAUUUUUAAAUUUUUUUUGUGGAGCUGGGAGACUCACUAUGUGGCUCAGGCUGGUCUUACUUAUCUUGCAGGAGCAGGUGCCCUGGCGUUUGUUUUUUGAGGUGCGUUCCAGGGUAUCUUCCUAGAAGGAGCAGAACCCCUCAGAACAAACCUCUAGGGUCUCCAGAAGCCCCCUGGGAUGGGUUGGGAUGGAAAAGAAUGUCUUUCAGACUUGAGCUCCAAGCCCUUGGAGGGCCCAGGAACACCCCUUCCUGGGCCUCUCUUCAGCUUCCCAGAGCUCUCAGCAGAAGGCCCUCGACCACAGGCCUCCGGGCCGCACGGUGGGGUGGUUCCAUGGCAGGCUCUUCUGGACAGCCAGCCAAGCAGCGAGAGGCCCAGCUAGGGGAGACAGCCUGGGAGCGGGACCAGGAGGGAGGGAGCGCGUGUGGGAGGGGUGCUGGGUGGGAGCGCAGCCUGGCCCCCUUGGGGCAGGACCCACUGCCAACUCGGCACCCACAGCAGGGCCCGGGUGCUCCGAGUGUGCCCAGCAAGAGACAGCAAGCCGGGCCAGCCAAGAGGACAAUGGAUGUCAGAGGUCUCUGCAGGAGUUUCCCCAGCCCAGCUGUCCUGCUGGAGAAGCUCGUCCGCAGAUGUUUCUAAGGACUGUGCCCUGUCUACGGCGCCUCCUGCAUGUCCUGCUGCCCUGAGCUGUCCCGAGCUAGGUGACAGCGUGCCACGCUGCCACCAUGAACGAGGUGUCUGUCAUCAAAGAAGGCUGGCUCCACAAGCGCGGUGAAUACAUCAAGACCUGGAGGCCACGGUACUUCCUGCUGAAGAGUGAUGGCUCCUUCAUUGGGUACAAGGAGAGGCCCGAGGCCCCUGAUCAGACCCUGCCCCCCUUAAACAACUUCUCUGUAGCAGAAUGCCAGCUGAUGAAGACUGAGAGGCCGAGGCCCAACACCUUCGUCAUACGCUGCCUGCAGUGGACCACAGUCAUUGAGAGGACCUUCCAUGUGGAUUCUCCAGAUGAGAGGGAGGAGUGGAUGCGGGCCAUCCAGAUGGUCGCCAACAGCCUCAAGCAGCGGGCCCUGGGCGAGGACCCCAUGGACUACAAGUGUGGCUCCCCCAGUGACUCCUCUGUGGCCGAGGAGAUGGAAGUGGCGGUCAGCAAGGCACGGGCCAAAGUGACCAUGAAUGACUUCGACUAUCUCAAACUCCUUGGCAAGGGAACCUUUGGCAAAGUCAUCCUGGUGCGGGAGAAGGCCACUGGCCGCUACUACGCCAUGAAGAUCCUGCGGAAGGAAGUCAUCAUUGCCAAGGAUGAAGUCGCUCACACGGUCACCGAGAGCCGGGUCCUCCAGAACACCAGACACCCGUUCCUUACUGCGCUGAAGUACGCUUUCCAGACCCACGACCGCCUGUGCUUCGUGAUGGAGUACGCCAAUGGUGGCGAGCUGUUCUUCCACCUGUCCCGGGAACGUGUCUUCACAGAGGAGCGGGCCCGGUUUUAUGGUGCAGAGAUCGUCUCGGCUCUUGAGUACUUGCACUCUCGGGACGUGGUGUACCGCGACAUCAAGCUGGAAAACCUCAUGCUGGACAAAGAUGGCCACAUCAAGAUCACUGACUUUGGCCUCUGCAAAGAAGGCAUCAGCGACGGGGCCACCAUGAAAACUUUCUGUGGGACUCCGGAGUACCUGGCGCCUGAGGUGCUGGAGGACAACGACUAUGGCCGGGCAGUGGACUGGUGGGGGCUGGGCGUGGUCAUGUACGAGAUGAUGUGUGGCCGCCUGCCCUUCUACAACCAGGACCACGAGCGCCUCUUCGAGCUCAUCCUCAUGGAGGAGAUCCGCUUCCCGCGCACGCUCAGCCCUGAGGCCAAGUCCCUGCUUGCCGGGCUGCUUAAGAAGGACCCCAAGCAGAGGCUUGGUGGGGGGCCCAGCGAUGCCCAGGAGGUCAUGGAGCACAGGUUCUUCCUCAGCAUCAACUGGCAGGACGUGGUCCAGAAGAAGCUCCUGCCACCCUUCAAACCUCAGGUCACGUCUGAGGUCGACACACGGUACUUCGAUGAUGAAUUCACCGCCCAGUCCAUCACAAUCACACCCCCUGACCGCUAUGACAGCCUGGGCUCCCUGGAGCUGGACCAGCGGACCCACUUCCCCCAGUUCUCUUACUCGGCCAGCAUCCGGGAGUGAGCAGCCCGCCCACGCAGAGGAUGCACCCACGCUGCCGUCACCACUGGGUGGCUUUUUUCCAACUUUAUACUUUGCCUUUUUGGUUUGUGUCCCCACCCCUACCUCCUCACCUGCUUUCCAGUUCUUCUUCAGGCCCCUCCGGGACGCACCCCAGCGGCCCCUGCGGUCCCUGCUUCCAGCCUCACAUUUGUGCCUGGACUCGCAUUUGGGAGACUCCAUCUCCCGCCCAGGCCCAGGCUGUUGGGCGGCUGCAGAGAUUCAGGUUUUAAACCACACAAGCCCCAGUGAGGGGUGAAGCAUGGCACCCACCGGGGGCCUGCUUCUGGCCCGGGUGUUGCGCCGGUGGCUGCCUCCGUGCUGCUCCUUCCAGACGAAGACUGCCUUCUGGUGUGACGCGACACCCGGCAGACAGUGGUGCUGCCUUCCAGGCCCCGCGGCCUAGGCUCGGAAUGCCCAGGCGCGGGUCCAACCCCCUACCCGCUGUCCUCCCAUGGGGGCAGAAAAGCAAUAAUACCCAGGGACGGGCAGGGGCCCUGGGGAGCUGCAGGGUUGGGAGUUAGGGCUGCUCCUUGGUGAAUAGAGCCAGGUCCUAGGAUCUGUGCCGUGGGAAACCAGGAGGGGCCGGGCUGGGUGCUGCCUCCUGGCCCUGCUUCCUCCCCACCAAGCUGCCAUCCUUACCCUGUGGAUGAGGCAGGAGGAACACUUGGGGGCAAACCUGCCUGCCCCCAGCCCCGUGCCUUACCAGGGCUUCCUUCCAGCUGGCCUUUCCUCCUGCUGGACCCCGGGCCUGGCCUGGCCCGGCCUGGCCCCACCCCACUGGGGCUGGGCUCACCCCCUUCUCUGUGGGGGGCGGAGGGGCACCAGCCUCGGCUGUUACAAUCUUACACCAGACAGUAUUGGGCCCCAUGGACUUGGUCAGGGAGGGGUGGGAGUGGGUGUCUCUGGUACCUGCUGGGGUUGGGGGGCCUCUGAGAAGGGAGGCUCCUAGGCCCUGUCUUCCUUCCCCCUCCCCAGGGCCCCACGUUUUGCAGCCUUAAGGUUGAACAUGAGUGCACGUCCAUGUCAGUGCUGUGGGAUCCCUGUGCGUGCUUCAGACUGCGUGUGUCAGUGUGACUCAGGCACACGUGGGUGUGUGUGCAUGUGUGUGGGUGUGUGCGUAUGUGUGUUGGUGUGUGUGAGGGCAGUAUGUCCUCCCGUGUGCAUGGUGUGUGGGCUUGGGCCCCAUCCCUGGCCCAAGCAUUUCAUCCUGUGGGGCAGGGUUGCUGACCUAGUGGGAGCCCAGCCACUGGGAUCCAGUCGCUGCCCCGCCCACGCCUCCCCUCCCCGCAGCAACACCUCCCCGCAGCAACACCUCUGGGUGUUUGGAGUUGAGCUUUUGUGGGUUUGAUUUCCCUACCCCACCUCCUGUACUAUGCAGUUCCUGGCAGGGUGGGGAGGGGUGGGUUUGGGCGGGUGGGGGUCUUUCUUUCUUUUGCGCCGAUGUCGUUUAUCUGACAGUUCUCCGUCCCUACUGGCUUUUCUCCUCGUCUUCAUAUUUGUACGGUACAAGCAAUAAAGACACUCAUUUCAGACCAGGGCCCCGCCUGCACUCACGCCGGCCCAACCACCCUGGUCUUGGCUUUGGUGAUGGAGUCCGGCCCCUGUGCCCCAGCUCAUCUUGUACCAGCCACUUCCUUCAGCAAGGGAGGGGGGCUGAGCAGGGGCGUGGAGGUGAGAAUGAGCUCAGGGCGAGGGCAGCUGGGGUGUGUGCUGGAGCUCUGGGUGGAGCUGGGGCUGUGGGGUUGAGGGGUGUGGGGGUGGGGUAGACAGAGACCACUCCAGGUCCUCGGUGCUGCUUAGGCUAAGAGGCGGGGUGGAGGAACAGGGAUGGAAGAUCUGGGUGGCCUAGAAUGAGGAGGGUGCCUGUGGUGUCACUGAGUGAAGGAAUGGUUCAUUCCACAGGCCCCCGAGCCUUAGAGUGGGGCAUUCCUGUCCAGCCACACCUCCCCAUUUAUGCUGCCCCCGGAAGCCUUGAGGCCCCCAAAUUCCAGUACAGACCCAGUGGUGUGUUGACGGUGGUGUGGUUGCUGUCGCCUGGGAGCUCCAGAGCAUUUGGUUAGGGCCCGCUCAGCUUGGAGUCAGUCCUCCACCAGGCCCUGCCCUUUAGCCUGGCUGUGUCUGGGCCCCUGCACUUAACAUGCUUGAGUCCCGUGGCUGCCUGGCCGGAGCUCGCUGGGUGGAACACCUCCCCCGGCCGAGGACCAGGGACCAGAGCCCUGCCCUGCCGAGCCCUGCGGUGGAGAGAGGGCCUGGCACAAAUGAAUUUGAGAUUUGGCCACAACGUGUUAGCACUUCAUACCCAUUGGAAUCUGAGAUUUGGAGUGAAUUUAAGCAGAAAAGUCAGAUCCAAUUUUCAGAAGUCAGAGUUAGCUACAGCUAGGACUUUUAGUUUGUCUUUCUAAAGUCACGUGGAUCUUAAUUUAAUUACAAAAGUCUACCCUGGUGGUGUAAGAUAGGCCGACCUGUAAAGGCCUUUUCCCCUUCCGUCUCAUCGCAGCCCCCUGAGGUGACCCACCUUGCUCCUCACCCACAUCCCCGUGAGGCGGGUCUCCUCGUGAGCACAGGCCUGGCUACCUCAUUCUUUUAGCGGCUCUCGUCCUCUGCAGGAUGGGGUCCCACAGCAGCUGGCCCUGUAGUUGAGCCUGCGUGCUUAUCCUGUAGAGCUUUUCUCAAGGAGGCUGUUUGACAUCUCAAUAAAACAUUUGGAGUAGAAUAAUCUUUUGCAAUGUACAUUUUAAAAACUUCACAAGUUCUUUUUUGUACGUAAAGAACGGUAGACUGGGCACAGUGGCUCACGCCUGUAAUCCCAGCACUUUGGGAGGCCAAGGCGCGUGGAUCUCAUGAGGCCAGGGGUUCAAGACCAGCCUGGGCAACAUAGGGAGGCCUUUGUCUCUACAAAGAAUACAAAAAUUAGCUGGGAAUGGUGGUGCAGAUUUGUGAUCCCAGCUAACUUGGAAGGCUGAGGUGGGAAGGUCACUGGAGCCCAGGAGUUUGAAGCUGCAGUGAGCUGUGGCUGUGGCACUGCACUCCAGCCCGGGACAGUGAGACUGUGUCUCUAAAAAGAAAAAAAAAAUGAUAUAUGUCAUUUAAAAUAACACAGCAAAGCAGGUGUAAAAGUCAGAUUCACUGGAGGUCUCCGGGCCUUGAGUACUCAUUUUGGUGCUGAUUACCUCUGUGCAAAAUGGACAGGGUAUCAUCGAUCGGUAGUUUCCUCCUCUUUUUGCAUAAUCUUUUCCAGUUAAUGCAAAGUGUCUGGGGGCUGCCCCGCGUGCAGUGAUGGCCAUGUUGAGUCAGGGGUAGCAGUGCGAUUCCCUUUUAGCUGCUGCAUUUGGGGAACUCAGGCUAUCCAGCUGCUUCCCCCAUGGGGUGGGACACUUCAGCCGAUUCAGCGCCCCGUUGACAGGGAUUCACUUGGUUUUGUUUGUCUGGUGCUCACAGCAGUCCUGUAAUAAACCUUAGCGAGCCGUCUG